Messenger RNA from Candoia aspera, 4238 nucleotides. RefSeq lists its product as uncharacterized. Bases 701 to 3187 code for a protein of 828 amino acids. The record is from RefSeq and is a predicted model, not a curated record. The transcript has 10 exons. NCBI's taxonomy places the organism in Eukaryota, Metazoa, Chordata, Lepidosauria, Squamata, Candoiidae. Gene Ontology annotation, molecular function: protein binding; phospholipid binding.
GUGUUUUCUUAUUUCCUAGACUGAAGUUGAUUCUAGAGCUGAUGUGGCUGAAGCAGAUGGUAUCCUGAAUUCUGAGGUGUUGGAGAAAUGUUCAGCAGGACAGCACCGUGAGCCACAGAAUGAACCAGUCUCCACUGCGUUUACAUUCAAUGUUCUUCCAGGGUACAAACAGAGCUUGGAAGAAUCAGGAAAUGGUUUGCCCUUUGAGGUGGAUGCCCCUAAGGGAACACUGGUUCUAGAACCCUCAGAGAACCCAGUGCUACUUGUGCCACCAGCAGCCCCUGGCAGUUUGGGUGGCACAGUGAGCUUGAUCUUGAGCAUUGGGAAGGAAGGGGAGAAAAAGACUGCAGGAAGCCAGACUGCACCAUCACCAUCGGUAGGACAAGAGACUUUGCACAAGGUGAGCACCUAUCUAUGUGUAAAGGAGAAAGAUGGAAGUAGAAAUCAAGAGACAAGCUGCAGAAACUCAGCCUUCAUAUCACAAUCUGUCAAGCAAUUGCCUCCCAGAGUUCCUUCUUUCCCAUUUUCCAGGGUAGAAUGGGGCAAAGCAGCCUCUCACACCUUGCCCAAGAUUAGUUCCAGCUGCUCCUCAAAGAGCCUAAAGGGAAAAGCCAAAGCAAGGGCAGAAGAUAUCCAGCUGCUCACUUUGCAAGGGAUUAUAGGAACAAAAGCAAAUUAUCUGCAAGAACAGAGGCCUAGCAUGAGGAACACUUGGCCACCUAGAUGCAGCAGGAGGGUACAAGUCCUGCAGGCAUUGUCCCUACCACAAAGAGACCUGAUGGAUUAUGUGAAGAAUCCACUAGAAUGGACUAUUGAUGCUGAAUGUGAUUUAGCUAGAGAAACAUCUGGAAAGUGCAUAUUCCUGAAGCAAAACGAAAGUCUCCAUAGUCCCCACUCACCCAUAGAAACGUUGAACACAUGUCAGCAUCUUUCCCUAGGAUCUGUUUUGAGCCUGGAGCUUCCCAAGGAUCUCAGUGCUCUGAGAAAUGUCCAUGAUACCAUCAAGGUAGCAAGGGAAGGGAUAGCAGAAAGGAAGGGAGCAAACCAGGUGAAUCAAGUGGCCCAAAGGAAUACAGACGAGGCAAAGUCACAUGAGACCAGUAUCAGUCGGCAAAAGGAAACCUUAGGGCAGCAAGCAAUGCACCCAAAGCCCAUAAGAGUAGAGGAUGUUUCUCAUAAGCUCCCCAAGACUAAGAAGGACACUUGGUUUGAAGAAGUGAACAUCAACCCAAGCUAUGGCAGGCAGAAAACUUACUUUGUUGCCUCUAGUGGAGAGGUCAGGCUGCCUCCUACAAGUCAAAACAAUUCCAGUGAUGAUUUUCUGGAUUUCAAGCAGAACAAGCUGUCUCAUAUCAGCGUACUGCAUGAGCAGUUAGGUUUGGAGUGGGAUAAACUAGCUUCUGCACCGGGUAGACCUGGUAGCUCCAAGGAGAAACAAGUAAAAGAUCUAGAUGAUAACAGAGCCAAAGUUCAAGAUGCUUUGAGGUUGAAACCCUCCUCUUCUGAAUCCACAAGCAACCCUGAUUUAGUUUCCCACCUAACCAGAGUUAAAGAUCUUUUAGUGAAUGAGAUACCAGAAAAAGAAAACACCCAGUGCUCUGAAGAAAGCCUUACAAGACACACUCCUUCAUUCCUGCACUUGGGACAUAAAUCCCCCACCAAACCUUCUAAGCUUGAUUGUGAAUUGGACUAUGAGGAAAAUACCCUGAGUAACUCAGAGCUCUGCCCUUUUAACAUGACCCCAUGGGGAGAUAUAACCAAAGGAAUGAAGUUGCAAGGCAUGGCAGCAGAAGUUUGUCACCCUGCUCAUGAGAUGUUUGAAGAGGAGGAAGAAGAGCUGCAGGCCAUAUGGAAUAAAAUGGAGAAGCCUAAAAGAGGGCCAGAGGUCCAUGGUGAACCAGGGAGAAAGUUGGAUAAAGAACGAAGUCCAGGUAGCUCAGGUGGAAAACUUCUCCUGACAUCUGCAGAUAAUUGGUUGAUAGCCAGGUUCAAGCUUCCCACUUCUGCUGAAAUGCUACAGAAUUCAGAAGGAGAAAGAAGGGCCAGUCUUGGGGUUGACAAGAGGAAAAACCAACCAAAUCAGUGCAGCAAAGCAGAUUCAUCUUCUUGCCAGGAGCUAAAUAAAAAGGCAGCAGCUUCACCCGGAGAGUCAUCACUCCAAACAACAUAUUCAGUGGAUCAGCAGAAAUUCCAAGAAGAAGGCAAAAGUGUUAGCAAGAUUUUUCCAAGUAAAUUGGAACUUCAGAUGAUGGAAGGACCUCUGGAAAGAAAGAAUCUGUUGCAGGCAGGGGGCAGAAAGGCAAAUAGUCGCUCCUGGAACACUUUUCAUACAGUUCUGAUGAGGCAAACUUUGUGUUUCUACCAGGACAAGAAAGACACCCUCAAGGGUUCUGUGAUGGCCUUGCCGCUGAACCUCUCUGGAGCUAUUUGCACCCUGGAAACGGAAUACAUCAAAAAGAGCAAUUGUUUUACAUUACAGUUGAAUGAUGGCUCCAAGUACCUUCUCAGAGCUCCAACUGAGCCACUCAUGAAAGAAUGGGUUACCAAAUUACAGCAGAACUCAGGUUUACCUGAAGUGGAUUUCUUCCCAUCAGCCUCCCAGCCUGCUCAAGGGAUCACCUCUGGGGUUAGUGCAAUUCCUGGCCAAGGAGUUGCCCACUUCCAAGGCUUUCAGAAAAAGCUUCCAACCAAGAGUCAAGAAAUCAGGUUUCUGCCCAAGUCAAGUGUAAAGCUGCAGUUGCCUUAUAAAACUCGUAGUGAGGCACAAGAUACAACAGUGUCACAAACAGGAAAUGGUCUCAGACCUGCACCUAUUUACACUACAGAACAGAAUCUGAAGCGUGGUUCCCCUUUGGAGUCAGUAAGGUUGCAAGAUCCUCAGUUCUGUCAAGAUGACGACUGUGGACUGGUGACAAGCAAAAGGCGGUCAUAUUCUUUCACCUCAGCUACAUAUCAGAAGAUCACACCUUUAUCAAAGUCCAAAGAAACCUUGGGGAUUGGCAGCAACUACUCUGUUACUUUGUACAUUGGUGAGCAGGCUCCAACUACUCCCCCACGGCCCCGCUGCCACUCCUUCAUAGCCACUCCCAGUGGAGCCCGAGAAAUGGUGGGUGAGCAAAACCAAGGUGCUUCACCUUGCCAGAAGAACAAAUCUGUCUUCAGGAAAUUCUUUGGGAAGAAAGAUUGAGUUUUCAAGAAAUGGGGAGUGUGGUUCUGAAUGCUGUCAGUGAAUCAUCCUUUGCUGGAUGGGUUGAGGGCUCUGACUGCUCCAGGAGGUUCUGCUACUCUGCACCAACCCUUGUAAUUAGGUCUCUUCCGAGAGGCAGAAAUGGCGGGGUGGGGGUGGGGUAGGCAUAGGCUUUGCUCAGUGAAAUACUCAGCUCUCUAUUCACCCCAAAAGAAAUCAGCUGAUGGGAUGGAAGGGCAGGCCAGCAAAACCACAAGGACCCUUCAUUCAUAUUGAGGCAGUAUAGUAUGUAAUUCCAAUUAUUAUGGGGUCUUUCUCUGCAGUGGCAGAGAAAGUGUCUUUGUUUGACACAGAGGAAUCAGGUAAUACAUUGCUAGACACAUUAAUACUAUAUUUGUAUUCAGCCUGGGGAUGGAGGAAGAAAUUAUGUUCCUUCAAUUCCUUCUAACAGAUCUGUGCAUAAUUCAUGAUGGGAUCAAAAAGCAAAGUCCUUCCUUAGGUCCAAUUAUCCAAGCCAUGGAAUUUAUCCAGGCUGAGGGUAGCCCAGCUUUUUCAUUUGACUGCUACUUUUGUGCCUUUAACAAGUCUGCAGACAUUAGCAAGUAAUAAUUACGUGCUUCGUGCAGAGAGAAGCUUCAUUUUCCCUUUUCUGUUUUUAUUGUUUGUCUUUAUAAAUUAAGCUGCUGUAAACACAGACACUCCAAAACAGGUCACAGCAGGAUUUCUUCUGGUCAGUUGACAACAUUGGAUGAGGCCCAAACAAUACAAUGGAAGCCUGAAUUAUUCUUUUAAGAAAAAAACAAAACACUACAAUACCAAUUUAGAAUCAGCAUAUAUGUGAACUACAGUUAUUUUGAGGCUGGUGAAAACCCCUGGAAGAUUUUUUUUCAGGUAUUGAAGAGAACCUUUUACCUUUCACUCUUCAGUGUGGAGUAGCUCCUCUGACGCCAAGAAGCUCCUUGCAUUUAGUUUUCCUUCCUUCAGCAACAUUUAAGGCUGGAUUAAUAGCCAGUUGCAUCUCCUGGAGAAAUAUUAACACCAUAUUAAAACA